Molecule: messenger RNA, 2433 nt
Organism: Lingula anatina
Lineage: Eukaryota; Metazoa; Brachiopoda; Lingulata; Lingulida; Lingulidae
Product: kinetochore protein Nuf2-B
Biological process (GO): meiotic chromosome segregation; mitotic spindle organization; attachment of mitotic spindle microtubules to kinetochore
Cellular component (GO): Ndc80 complex; kinetochore
Molecular function (GO): protein-containing complex binding
Source: RefSeq, a predicted model, not a curated record
GAGACUUGUCGCACGGUUUGAAGAAGGAAACGGAGGGAGCGAAUAAUAAAACUGAUCAGGACUUCUAUAAUUUAUAGUAAAACCAACUUUUCAAAGAUGACAGCUCGUGAUUAUAUGUUUCCUGUGCUGGCUGUGGAGGACAUUGUUGACUACUGCAGAAUAACUUACCCAGAUCUACAUCUCACAGAAGGCGAUUUCAAGAAUCCACAGCCUGCAAAACUUCAGCGUUUUUACCUUUUGGUAUUGGAAGACACAAGUGGAAUCAAUCCGGAUCAACUUGGACAAGCCCAGUUUCAUGAGACUGAUGUGUUUGAACAUCCCACUGUUUACGAGGAGGCUGUGCCACUCUUGAAAUUCACACUGUCCAUGCAAAGGUUGAUGUAUGCUUGUGGGGUGCAAGAUUUCAAGCUAAGGGACCUGGUUGAACCAAAACCAAAGAGAACAGUCAGAUUGGUCAGUGCUUUGAUCAACUUCAGCAGGUUUCAAAACCAAAGAAUGGAGGAAGUUGAAAGACUUAAGAAUGAAAAUGCAGCAGUGAAAGAACAGCAUGAGCAGUUAUUAAGAGUUAAUGAUGAGUUAAAGACAAAGAUUAACCAUAUUAGAGCAUCCAGGGCAGAACAAGAACCAGAAUUGAAAAAGCUUCAAGGAGAAUUUGAAGAAAUGAGUAUGAAAAUUGAGAAGCACCAUAAAGAUCAACUUGCUCUGCAGAAGACACUGAAAGAGAUGAAAGAGGGCAUUGCAGAGAAAAAGGCUUCCAUUGAUCAUCUUAAAGUCCAAAUGCUAAGUGCCAAAGAAGAGGGUGAUCGGCUAUCAAGGCAGAUUGUCCAGUCCCCUGAGCGAAUGAAGACAGAAGGGGAACGCAUGAGAAACCAACUGAUGCAGCUGAAGAUGACGAAAGAAGAGCGACAGCAGAGGGGUCUGGAACUUAGGCAACAGGUGGAGCGUCUGGAACAGAUCGACAGCCACUGUGAACAGGGGGUCAAACUCAUCACUGGAAUAGAUGCAGAGCUGGAGAGGGAAAGGGAGGUGUUGGCAGAAGUGACCAAUAUCAGGGACAGGGUCCAGAGCCAAAAAGAUGUCCUGAGAGACCUAACCGCCAAAGAGCAGCAGCUGCGGCGCAUGCUGUCCACCAAACAGGAGAAGAUGGCCAAGUUAAAUAUCCAACUUCAGAACAAGGUGUCUGCUGGCAUGGAGACGCUGGAACAGUACAAACAGGAAAGGGCACAUUAUGCAGCCUUGCAAAGUGAAGAUGAAUCACAGAAAAAAGCUAUAGAACAACAAAAGCAAGCACUAAUGGAAGAGGCAGCAAAUAACAGGAAACGACAUGAGAAGCUUAUGACUGAGAUGGCACAUGAAAAGUCGCAGUUGCUGGAACAGCUGGAUUCCUACCAUACCACACUAGGUAUCAAAUGGCAAGAAGUGGCACAGAAGAUCCAGGCUAAUUCAUAAGAGAUGAUUCGAGUGCCAAGUUUUGCCAAAAUUCAAGAGGGACUCUUUAUCUACCUUGAUCUAAAGCAUAGACAUUUGGGUACUGGGUAUGUAAGCCACUGUGUGCUGAACACUGCCAUCACCAUGAGACAUAGCUUCUGUUAUGAUUAAAAUCCCAAAUAACAAGACACUGUAUAUUCAAACUGCUAAAUGCCAAAGCAGUACUAUUACUUUGUUUGGGAAAUGUUUAUGGCAGUUUGAGAUUCAAUUACUGAUUGCUAUCGUAAUCACCUCUCCAUUUUUGAUCGAAACUUGGUGGUUUAAUUGUGGUGUAGAAUUGUCGCCUGCUGUAUUCCUAGUCAGGAAUUUUGUCAUCUGAACACCCCCUUAGAUUUGCUGUAUAUAUUGUAAAAAAAGUAAAUGCCAAAACAGAUUUUCAUGAAAGGCUAUUGUAAAUAUAUCAUUUUAUAAAAAACAGAACUGUUAGAAUAUUGUAUAUCAAGGAAACCAAAUAAGGCAGUCGUUGGCAGGUUAUAGUGUGCCAAUAAUGUAAUGACACUCAAAAUAUUUCCACGAGAAGAGGUUAUAUUUUUUGAUUACAUUCACAAUAUAUAUUCCUUGUUGUAGUAUUUUCUUUUCCCGUUUUCAAGUUUUGUACAGACACAUUUAUGAAUAAGAUUGUUCAUGAUUCCAAAAAAAUAGGAUUUCCUGAUGUAUUAGUAAUUAUGGUAAUCACUUACUUUGGAACAAUUAUUAGUGCAUCAUAAAGCUGAAUGAAGUUGUCUUUGCAUUUGUUAGUUUUAGCUGGCUUGAUCUCUUUUUUGUAAGUCAUUCAUUUGUGAUUGUACAUAAAUGGUUGAUGCAGUUACAGACUUAUUAAUUUGUUGUUAAAAAUUGCAAGUUACAUUAGAUUGCAAAAGACGUGAUAGUAAAACACUUCUUUAUUAUGUAAUAUAUACACAUGUACAUAGGGAUACAUACAUAUCUAUAAAUAAAUAGCAUUAU